AAUCGCUAUAUAAAUGUGUUCAUUUCCAUUAUGUGUGAUUCUAUACUGCAUAGCUAGAUCAUUUACUUGCAAUGUGCAACUUCAAAAUAAUUAUUUAUUGAUACUAUUAAAUCUCUCGGUUAGUAUUUAUUUGCUUGAAAUAAAAAAGAGACUGGUUUGUUUAGUGAAAUAUUACCAGAACACUUUUUGUCUUUAAGACAAUUAAUUAAAACAAAAAUAAAUAUCAUGUUCAAAUAAUUACAUAAUUAAUUGAUGAAUGAUACAUUGUUUUUCUAUAAAUCUGAUCAAUAUAUCAAAUCCUUUAUUUUUUACAUUAAAUGUUUACAUAAACUUCAAGAACCUGAUCCAUUUUAAUUAAGUUCUUGAUUGAAACGAAGAAUCAAUUAAAAAAUACCGCAAAUCGGGAAGUAAACGCACUCUUUGUAAAUAUAUUUGGCACAUUUACGGGAUCUAGGAAACCACGAAUAGUUUUCGCUGUAAAACCUAUAGCCCGGUAUCGCAUACGGGGUCCGGGGGCUGGGGGUUCGAUCCAUCCCCAACCCCUGAAAAUUCAUACUUAUUAAAUUCACGUAAAAAAAAACCGAAAAAUUUCUGAAUCCGCGCAUGUAUUGUAGCAAGCAAGCUAUACAAUAAGGAGUUGAUAUGAGAUAUAUAAUUUUAUGCAAUUCGCCCUUACUUUGCUUGCAGACAAUUUUUAACUAAAAAUUUUCAGUCAUUUGUAUGUUAUAUAGCGGUAUAUUACUGUUCAUAUUUGUUUUACUAUAUAUUUGAACCUAUAAAACUAUGCAAACUGAUGUCUGUGAAGAAACUGUCAUGUAUGUUCGUGUUCUUUUAAAAGUUGAUUAAGUUUGACUCACAUCCGUUUAUUUAUUAACAAGAAACACAAUAAAGGAACAUAAUUGACACUGCGUAAAUUUAUCUGUUAUCACACGGACCCCUAAAUUAAAAGGUGAAAUGUCAAAUGUUUCUACAAUCGACACUUUAGCAUUGUUAUUCCCCUUCAUUUGUCGGAUCUGUGCUGUUUCUGUAUUACCUCUUCUGUUGGCUUUGUUGUUAUGUCUCGUUUCCGCUGAUUUACACGAGUAGGUUUGUAUCAAUCAGACUUUAAAGAAUUUACGUGUUGGUUUUUUCACUCUUUGUGAGGUUUUCUCAACGGGAAGAUGAUUAGAAUUCUGUAUACAGCUAUUGUUCUCUUAUUUUAUUGCAAUCCUGGAUCUCCACAACAAAAUGGAGGAUUGGCCCUGCAGAGACUACGAGCACGGUUUCCACGAUGUGCCAUUACCUGUAACCCCAUUCCAGGGAAUACCCCAAGACAAUGCAUUUUACCUGGAAGAUUUCAGGUGUACCGUGGAAGAUUCUGCCGUGGAUGUGAUAUGGUCAACAGAAACUGUGCCAGCAGAUUGACCCCUCCAUACUGUUACAGAACCUGUCAGAAUAUCAGCCGAACUCUCCCGAGACAUUGUAGAAUUCCCGGCUCCGUGGUCAACAAUCGUGGAGUGAUUUGCAGGCUCUGUGAUCGAGUUAAUUCAGCGUGCUCGGUUAGACCCGCUCGUCCAGUCAUCCCUCGUUGUCCAAUGAGAUGCCGAGAAGUCGUGAAUGGAACUCCCGGACAUUGCGUCACUUACGGACGUUACGUCAACUACCAAGGGCGGCCGUGUCAGAUGUGCGAUAUGGUCGACUUUAGCUGUGUAAGAAAAAACCUUACACUUUGCGCCGAUGCAUUGGAAACUUGUAAAGGAGCUCCAAAGGGAAUGCCCGAUUUCUGCCUUUCGCAAAAUGUGACCAGCGCCGCAGGAGCUCCACCAUGUUUGACGUGUCCCGUCAUCAGUAAUUCCACCGGAUGUGUAUUUCCGCCAUGCCAAAGAUGCACACCACUUACACAGAUACCCACUGUUCCUCCCGAGUGUAUCAAAGAUGGCGACAUUGUGCAGCUUUCUGGUUAUCCGACUAAAUGUAGCAAAUGUCCUUAUGUUGACCCUUUUUGUGCUGAGCUUGAAGUUACCGUUUGUGGAAACCAAAUGGCUAAUUGCGUCGGUGCUCCGAUGGGGACACCCCAAAAGUGUAUCGAUCAAUCAGUGGAUUUUUUUCUUGGAAAUCCUUGUCUCUCCUGUCCGGUUCUGAAAACGGAAGAGCCCGGAUGCGUGAAGGAGGCUUUUAAUAUCUGUACGGGAUUUGUGUGUCCGUCCGUCACAAGAAGGACGGUUCUGUGUUUUGACAAGGGUCCAUUUUCCACAACACCUAACGCCACGUGUAACACAUGCCCCAUCCUGCACAGGCACAAACACCCUUCAUGCGCCACCAUUAAUUCCGUUCAGCGACACUGAUGGUAUCAGAAUUAUGAUGACACAGUCCUUGUUUAGAACUUUGCUCUGAUGAACAUUUUAAUUACUCGCGCUUUUCAAACUGUAAAACUGCAAAAUGUCUCUGUUUGAAAAUUUGUAAAUAACGUGGUGAAAAAUUAGUUACGCUAGAUAGAUAAUAAAAUACAUAUAUUCUCAUUUUUUUUAAAAAUCUGACAGUGUAUCUAUAAACCUCAUUUGUGCCUCAUAUACAGUGUAGUUUCUUCCCCACUUCUAUUGCAUAUAAAAAGAAACAUGUUAAACGUAGCUUCCCGGGGACGUUAAAAAUAGAACAAGUUUACUGGUCAAACAGGUUCCAAUGUUACAUGUAAUAGCUUUAUUAAGAUUUUACGAUAGAAAUUAAAUUGAAAUCGGACCUUAGUACAAACAUUGCGAAUAUUGUGAUUUAUGAUAUAAUAACCAUCGAACAUAAUUUAAUAAAGCCCAUUUAUUCCAAAUCAUUACGAUAUAUGUUUUACUGGUAUUGGACCAUUUGUUAGCUUUGUGAAUGAUCAUACACUUUUAU
Molecule: messenger RNA, 2865 nt
Organism: Magallana angulata
Lineage: Eukaryota; Metazoa; Mollusca; Bivalvia; Ostreida; Ostreidae
Exons: 2
Coding region: 1161-2324 (387 amino acids)
Source: RefSeq, a predicted model, not a curated record